Dichomitus squalens LYAD-421 SS1 is the source of this 297-nucleotide messenger RNA. RefSeq lists its product as uncharacterized. Gene Ontology annotation, biological process: Mo-molybdopterin cofactor biosynthetic process. Lineage: Eukaryota; Fungi; Basidiomycota; Agaricomycetes; Polyporales; Polyporaceae. The coding region runs from base 1 to 297 and encodes 98 amino acids. The transcript is spliced from 2 exons. The record is from RefSeq and is a predicted model, not a curated record. Gene Ontology annotation, cellular component: cytosol.
AUGGCGGCUCUCCGCACACCAUCGAUAACCGUGCUCUACUUUGCCGCGGCGUCGACCGCAACAGGGCUGACCACAGAGGAGGUCGAGCUGCCGAGGGACCAGGGCGGCGAAGGAGCUAGCCUUCCGCUGACACAGCUGGCCGCCUUGCUCACAUCGCGCCAUCCGAAUACAUCGCUGGGGUCGGUGCUGGAGGAGAGCCAGUGGGCGGUGGACGCGGAGAUGGUUGAGGAUCCUACUCAAGUGACUCUUCGUGGUGGGGAGGAAGUCGCAGUGAUAUGUCCCGUAUCGGGCGGGUAA